Molecule: messenger RNA, 2488 nt
Organism: Bursaphelenchus okinawaensis
Lineage: Eukaryota; Metazoa; Nematoda; Chromadorea; Rhabditida; Aphelenchoididae
Source: the annotation of a GenBank genome assembly
AUGGUUGUGGGAAUGCAUCCGGAGCCCAUUAAUGGGCGCGAACUCUCGGCGUACGAGUACAGCGAAGCCGGCGUUAUUUCGGGUUUGAUGACAAGGGCCAUCAUUCAGCCGUUGGAUGUGUUGAAGAUUCGAUUUCAAGUAAGAUUUUGAAUUUAUUUUUUUGGUUCUUAGGUUAAGAUUUAGGCAGUUUAUCAUUAAGGACGUGAAUUUAAGAUCUUCUCAAAUAUUGAAGAAAAGUCGAAGAAUAACCUUUUGUUAACUUAAAGAGAUGUUAUACAUGAUAAAGAUGGUAUAAAACGUCAUAGAAAACGUUUUUGUUGACAUUUUUGAUUUUAUUUUGGUCGGAAAUUUUAAUAUUAAGCUUCUAGAUACUUUUAAAAACAGAAAUUGGCUUUGAAUCUUCUGUUUUGGCCGAUUAAUUCAAAAGCACUUUUAUAGUAGCUUAAAGAUGUUGUAUUCCUUUUAAAAAAACUAUUCUUUGCCUUUCUUGGUUUAACAUACAUUAAAAUAACGAAAAGGCGGCUGCGUUCAAUUAAAUUUUGACAUUUUAACCGAACUCAAAGCUUAACGGGAUCAUUUUGUUACAUUUUAAUUUUCACUGUGUUACAUAUUAAUGUAAAAUACGUUUUUCACAGAAAAUAAAUCAAAAAUAUGAGUUUAUAUAUUUUAUUCAUAUUACUAUAUUUCAGCUUCAAGAAGAACCGAUGCGAGGACAACAAAAAGGCAAAUACAACACAGUGUUACAGUCGAUACGUCUCAUAUUGAGAGAAGAAGGUGGAAAGGCGUUUUGGAAAGGUAAAAUAAGUUGCAUAUUGUACAUUUAUCUUUUACAUCUAUUAAAAAAAGCCUUUUUAUUUAGGUAUAAAAUCAUUUUUUAAGCAAAGAAACAGUUUAAAAUGUACUUUGAGAUCAAAUUGAUUUGAAAGAACCGAGCGUGUCCUUGUUAAUCAUAAAUCUGUCUAGGUCAGCGAUUAGGUUCGUCAAGCACUGACUAUCACCUAGUUAAACGAUAAACUUUUUUUGAUAAAAUCUUCAACAACUGUGACAUUUUUGUUAAAGUUUUAUCAGAUUUUAUUAAUUUUGGGUGUUAAAGAUAAUAUAAUGUUCCUUAUUUCAGAGCGGGGGGGGGGGGGGGUAAGGUAACAUUUUUAAAAAAAUUUACGAAAUUUUGCUUUUUUGGGCAUUUUGGGUAUAAACCUAGUUAAGUUUUACAAAAUUUUAAAUUUUGCUGUUUUUAUCAAUUUAAAUUUCAAGAAAUUUAAGCUUUUAGGUAUAUAAUGAUUUUAAACUUAAAAAUUUCAGGUCAUGUACCAGCCCAAGGCCUAUCAGCCGUAUAUGGCCUUAUGCAGUUUGCAACCUUCGAGAUUCUAACUCAAAAAGUGUCCGAAAUCGAUAGUAUAAAGUACAACAAGAAGACCAACGACUUCUUAUGUGGAGCACUAGCUGGAUGCGCGGCCAUGACUGCUGCCAUGCCAUUGGAUGUGAUACGAACACGAUUGGUGGCACAAGGCGAGCCCAAAGUCUAUUUCAGUACGUGGGAUGCGGCCAGGAAGAUUUGGAAAUCCGAGAAGAUACCUGGCUUUUUCAGAGGCAUCGUUCCAUCGCUGGCACAGGUCGCACCUUACACUGGGCUGCAGUUUGCUUGGUACAACUUUUUUAAUCGACUGUGGAAUAAAUAUGUUGGGCAUGGUAAGUUGGCUGAUGUUUUGUAGUGUUUUAGGGGUACUUUAGUUGUUUUUGGACUUUUUUAUUGGGCUUUUCAUUAUUGUUUUUGUUCUUUUUUUCUAUUUUUCUCGGAAUUUUUGGGUCAAAGUUAUGUCUUUUUGGCUAAAAACAAAGUAAUCUUUAGUUAAAAUGAUGUGUUUUUACAUAAGAAAUUAUCUUAUUAACAUGUUUUUUCUUUCUUACUAAUCUUCUUUCUACUUUUAAGGCAACUAUGUUGUUUUAGACGCGACAGGAGCUCUAUUUUGUGGUGCAGCUGCAGGAACAUUGGCUAAAACAGUAUUAUAUCCGUUGGAUUUGGUUAGGCAUAGGUUACAGGUAUGGUUUUUUAAGGUUUUCAAGGCUUUUAGGAUUAAUAGGUAUUGAUUUUUGAUUUUUGUGAAGUGUUUUUCUUUGCACGGUGCAAUUUUUUCAAUUUUAGGGAUUGCUCCGUGCAAAUUAAAAUUUUUUUUCAGUUAAUAAAUUUACAAAUUAUGAAAAUCUUGUUAUCAACAAGCUUUUUGAAAAUGAAAAAAAAUUUUUGAUUUUUAGGUAACAGUAUCCUUAAGAAUUUUAUUUUUAGGUAACAGCAGUCCUACGUCGCGGAUUUGGCAAAACCUCGGUCCACAAAGGCAUGAUGCGAUCUCUGAUGGGCGUGGUGAAACGGGAAGGCUCUCUAGGACUUUUCAAAGGCUUGGCUCCAUCUAUGAUCAAAGCUGGUGCCAACUCGGGAUGCUCGUUUCUGUUUUACGAAAUGGCUUGCGACUUAAUUAGGAAAUUUGACUAG